Molecule: messenger RNA, 3093 nt
Organism: Coturnix japonica (Japanese quail)
Lineage: Eukaryota; Metazoa; Chordata; Aves; Galliformes; Phasianidae
Source: RefSeq, a predicted model, not a curated record
CUUUGCACAGAGCAAACAGGAAAGAGCUGUUCUUAGCCCAGAGAGGAGGGGACCGCUACGCCUGCAGGAGCAGCUGGGUAGAGGACACAGGAACUGUUCAGUUACGUGAACGAUGGAAACAAUAUUUAGCAGAAACAAAGAAGAACAUCCAGAGCCCAUAAAAGCUGAGGUGCAAGGUCAGUUGCCCACUUGGUUGCAAGGAGUACUUCUCCGAAAUGGCCCAGGGAUGCACACAAUAGGGGACACUAAAUACAACCACUGGUUCGAUGGCUUGGCACUGCUGCACAGCUUCACAUUUAAAAAUGGUGAAGUUUACUACAGAAGUAAGUACCUCCGAAGUGACACGUACAACUGCAAUAUAGAAGCAAACCGAAUCGUGGUGUCUGAGUUUGGAACCAUGGCUUAUCCGGAUCCAUGCAAAAACAUAUUUGCCAAGGCAUUCUCAUACUUAUCUCACACCAUUCCUGAGUUCACGGACAACUGCCUGAUCAACAUUAUGAAAACUGGGGAUGAUUAUUAUGCUACAAGUGAGACUAACUUCAUCAGAAAAAUUGAUCCACAGACUCUGGAGACACUAGAGAAGGUAGACUACAGCAAAUACGUAGCUGUAAACUUGGCAACUUCUCACCCACACUAUGACAGUGCUGGAAAUAUUCUCAACAUGGGUACUUCAAUUGUUGAUAAAGGGAGAACAAAGUAUGUUCUCUUUAAGAUCCCUUCCUCUGUACCAGAAAAAGAAAAGAAGAAAUCUUGUUUUAAACAGCUGGAAGUAGUGUGUUCCAUCCCUUCUCGCUCCCUGCUCCAACCAAGCUACUACCACAGCUUUGGAAUCACAGAAAAUUAUAUUGUGUUCAUAGAGCAGCCAUUCAAACUGGAUAUUGUCAAACUGGCAACUGCCUACAUCCGAGGUGUGAACUGGGCUUCCUGCCUUUCCUUUCAUAAGGAGGAUAAGACGUGGUUUCACUUUGUAGACAGAAAGACAAAAAAAGAAGUAUCCACCAAGUUUUACACUGAUGCUCUGGUGCUUUAUCACCACAUCAAUGCUUAUGAAGAAGAUGGACAUGUUGUUUUUGAUAUCGUUGCCUACAGAGACAAUAGCUUGUAUGACAUGUUUUACUUAAAAAAAUUGGACAAAGACUUUGAAGAGAAUAACAGACUUACCUCCAUCCCAACCUGCAAGCGGUUCGUUGUGCCUCUGCAGCAUGACAAGGAUGCAGAAUUAGGUUCUAAUUUAGUCAAGCUUCCAACUUCUGCAACUGCUGUAAAAGAAAAAGAUGGCAGCAUCUAUUGCCAACCUGAAAUAUUAUGUGAAGGGAUAGAGCUGCCUCGUGUCAACUAUGACUACAAUGGCAAAAAAUACAAGUAUGUCUAUGCAACAGAAGUCCAGUGGAGUCCAGUUCCUACAAAGAUUGCAAAACUGAACGUCCAAACAAAGGAAGUGCUGCACUGGGGAGAAGAGCACUGCUGGCCCUCAGAGCCCAUCUUCGUUCCCAGUCCCGAUGCAAGAGAAGAGGAUGAAGGUGUUGUUUUGACCUGUGUUGUGGUGUCUGAGCCAAAUAAAGCGCCCUUCCUACUCAUCUUGGAUGCUAAAACAUUCAAAGAAUUGGGCCGAGCCACAGUCAAUGUAGAAAUGCACCUGGACCUGCAUGGAAUGUUUAUACAGCAGAAGGAUUUGGAGGCCAAGAUGGAAUAAAACACUAUUAAUCCGAUCACACAAACUGAGACAACUUUCUACUGAAUGUGGGAUAACAUGCCUUUUAUCAUUCAAGAACAACCAUGUUAUGACACAAAAUGACUAUAUGUAAUCUUUUUAAUAAUAGAUAUAAUACUUUUAAGACGCAGCAAUGACUUUUACUGCAGGUAACAAUAUGCACAACUGGCAUAUAACUAUUCCAAAAGAAGAAUGAUCGGUAUUUCAGAAGUGCUAAUGUUGUACAUAACUGUGGUAGAGGGAACAGGAGAGGAAGGUAAUGAGGAUAUUUAAGUAGAAUAUGGAUUUCUGAGCCAAUGAAGUACAGUAUUUAUAGUGUGAUACAUGGCAUGAAUCUCAUGGGUCUGCAGCUCAUGUAUCUUUUAGAGAUCAUUUCAAGAUUGCAGCUUGUGAUGCAAGUUUUCUCCAGCCAGAAAACCUCAUUUUAAACCACCUGCGACUGGUAAUUCAUGCCAAUGCAUUUUCUUGGUGCUUAAUUUCCACUAUAACCAAAGUUAAGUAUUACAUUCAGGUGCUACAACUUUCUAAUUUACAACCGAAGCAAACAAGCAAACAAAACUUGCUUUGCUAAGAAUCCCACAGUGUGUUUUUUCUUCCAAGUACAUAUGGUUUGAUGUAGCAUUCUAAAUACUAGAUAGUGCUCUUCUAUCCUAAUGCCAUAAGCAAUUUGUAUUUAAAUCAGUUUUCCUUGAGAAUAUCUGACAUAAUGCUUAUUGUAAUUAGAUGAGUGUGUUGUCGAAAGAUGAACAGAAAUGUAUCUCUUAUUAAUAUUAUUAAUCGUGUUACUAAUGCUAUGCAUAUGAAUGAGAGCAAUAUAUUUAUAGGAGAACUCAGAUGUACAUUCAACAGUUUCUUUAGUGUAUUUACUGAUGGAAGCUGAAUCAUUAACAAGGGAGAAACCUGGGUAUCCAUCCAUCCAUCCAUCCAUCCAUCCAUCCAUCCAUCCAUCCAUCCAUCCGUCCAUCCAUCUAUGCCAGGCGUUCACCCGGUCUGCACGUGUCACCACACCAUCUGGGUAUCUCCCACUUUAACAUUCCUGUUCUCAGUGUUUCUGCUGCUCAUUGUAUUUUGCAGUAGAGAAACAAAAUGAAGUCACUAUCAUUUACUAUUGCCCUGUCACGUGAGAACAACUGGGCUUUGGUGCCUUGUUCUUGAGCAGCAAUAGAACCAACGCCAUCCACAGUUCUUGCUUGCUCUGUUACGACUCCCUUUGCUGUCUUUGUAGUUUGCUUGUAUAAAGAAUGCACUGCCUAAUUUUAAUGUUAAAAAGUCACUUGGGUCAGAUCUGGAGCUUAAGUAAGCAGUUUGGGGCUUUCAAAUGUUUAUAUGAUCCAUAAAAUGGAAAUAAACACCUCUGCAAUAUGUGUCUGCAGGAAUAGUGA